This is a messenger RNA of Schistocerca cancellata (South American locust), 618 nucleotides long. Its product is annotated as translation initiation factor IF-2-like. The transcript is spliced from 3 exons. The coding region runs from base 1 to 618 and encodes 205 amino acids. The record is from RefSeq and is a predicted model, not a curated record. NCBI's taxonomy places the organism in Eukaryota, Metazoa, Arthropoda, Insecta, Orthoptera, Acrididae.
AUGGGCCCACCCAGGUCCCAGGGGCCGGACUGGGCCGGCCUGCGAGGCGGCGGCCGGGUGGACGCGUCGGAAGGCCGCCACGGCCAGCCCGCGAGCUCCGUGGCAGCGUACAGCUCCGGACAAGGGAACAGCCGCCUCUCUGAGCGCGCCGCCUCACCUGUGUCGGCCCGCGAGGCCACGCCCCCCGGCGCCGCUACAGGUGGAGCCCAGGUGAGCGCCGGCCAAUGGCGGGCGGCGCCGGGUCCACAGAUCAAUACGGCCACCACCUGCCGCCCGGCGCCGCCGCCCACGUGUGUAGCGGUCGGCAAUAGGCCGCUACGGCUGCAUCUCCCGGAAGGAGGGCGGGCGGGCGGCCGUGGGGCGGCGCCGCCCACGCCGCCCCGCGCCCUCCUGCGGGACGCCUCUGGCUUACGUCACGGGACGCCCGGCCCACCGGCGGUCGUAAAGAGGCCCUUGUUGCGCGCCGGGGCGCCAUCCGUCACGGCCCAGGGAGGCCGCGCCGGAGAAACAAACAGCUCCGGGCCGCUACGCCGCGCCGUCUACAUGUAUGUCCCACAUGAGGAAUCAGCCGACGGAGCUGGCCGGCGACACAAAUGGCCCCUUGUGCUGGCGAAAUGA